AGAGAGUGACAGAGACCUCAGCCUCCAACCUCCACCUGACACAAGUACACAGCUCAGGAACAAUGUCUUGUGUCUGCCUUCUCCUCCUGCUGGUCCCGGUGAUAUCAGCUCAGACUUAUCACUGGGGUCCCUGCCCUACUCCAAAGGUGCAGCCCAACUUCAACCUACAGCUGUAUCUGGGUAAGUGGUAUGAGAUUGAGAAGCUGCCUGCUCCCUUUGCAAGAGGAAAAUGCAUCGAGAUAAACUAUUCUAUUAGGAGAGAUGGGACCAUCCAGCUGAUGACCUCUCAGAUCUAUAAAGAUAAGAAGAGGUAUGCAGAAGGGACGGGUGUGGUUCCAGACCCACGAGAACCAGCCAAACUUGGAGUGAGCUUCUCAUAUUUCACUCCUUAUGUGCCAUACUGGGUUCUGACCACCGACUACACCAGCUUGUCCGUCGUGUACUCCUGCACAGACGUGCUCCGCAUAUUCCAUUUCAAGUACAGCUGGAUUCUUGCACGGUCGCCAUAUCUGCCUCCAGAGACUGUGCAUUACGCCGAGCAGCUGCUAAUUGACGAAGGAAUCGACAUUUACAGGAUGACUCACACAGAUCAGAACUGCAAGGAUAAAUAGCAGCGUUCAGUUGAUGAACGGCCUCUUCCUCUCUUAUGAACUCAGCAUACCUCAAUAUAUCUGUAUUACACUACUGAUGUCAUUUGGUGUUUUAGAAGAGCCCUAAAUUUUAAAUAAAAUGAUCACUGAGUUAAAGUGUUACAACUGUAUUAAGGAUUUCAUUAACCUGUUUAAUAAUUUCAAAUAAAAUAGCAUGAUGUACUUUGAUUUUCAUGAUGUU
Archocentrus centrarchus (flier cichlid) is the source of this 831-nucleotide messenger RNA. It is a transcript of the gene apodb, whose product is annotated as apolipoprotein Db. NCBI's taxonomy places the organism in Eukaryota, Metazoa, Chordata, Actinopteri, Cichliformes, Cichlidae. Bases 63 to 611 code for a protein of 182 amino acids. Gene Ontology annotation, biological process: lipid metabolic process; brain development; response to reactive oxygen species. Gene Ontology annotation, molecular function: lipid binding. The transcript has 5 exons. Gene Ontology annotation, cellular component: cytoplasm. The record is from RefSeq and is a predicted model, not a curated record.